Drosophila albomicans is the source of this 655-nucleotide messenger RNA. RefSeq lists its product as uncharacterized. The record is from RefSeq and is a predicted model, not a curated record. Bases 141 to 629 code for a protein of 162 amino acids. The transcript has 3 exons. Lineage: Eukaryota; Metazoa; Arthropoda; Insecta; Diptera; Drosophilidae.
AUAACUUUCAUUGAACUUUAAGUCAAAUUAUGCAAAUUAAAUCAAAUAUUGAAUCAUAUUCAAUAAAUUUUAAAUUUAUGUUUUAACAUGUAUUUGUAACUAUAAGCUAAAUUUUAGGUAUUCUAUCUUAGGGCCUUGCGAUGUUGUCAAAGAAGGAAUUUGUGGCCAUUCUCCUGCUUGUGAUUGCGUUAAUUUGCAUAUUGAAUGCAGCAUCAUUUGGCAAUAUUGUACCCACAACAACGAGCUACUAUCAGCUGGCUCAACAGUCGGCAAGCGCGAGCACAGCAUACAUUUGUGUCAUUUAUGCUCUGAGUACUUGGUUAUAUCACUCGAACUUUUCAGAACCAAGGCAGCACAUACGCAUUGUGUUUUUAGCUAUGCUUUUGAUCAUGAUAAUAACACACAUUGCUGUGCUUGUUCUGACUAUUAUAGAUCAGUAUUUCAAUGAAGUCGAUGAUAGCAUUAACCUUACUGAAAUUCACACCAACUUUGGUAUGACUUGUCGACUCCUCACGAUUGUUCUGACCACAUUCACGAUCGUACUACUGGUAGUUGUUUUUAUAUAUCUUUGUAUAAUUACCGUUCAGAAGCAAAAGGAACAAGCACGUCGUCGCGAAAACAUAGAAUAGUUGUUUUCGUUAUUUUCGUUAUUAAA